Didymodactylos carnosus is the source of this 468-nucleotide messenger RNA. Lineage: Eukaryota; Metazoa; Rotifera; Eurotatoria; Philodinida; Philodinidae. The record is from the annotation of a GenBank genome assembly.
AUGGUGAGUAGACCAAUGUUCGAAUGCAAACAUGCACAGAAAAUAAAAGAUGCAUUUGAAUCCAAAUCAUUAACAUCAGGAUCAACAUCAGAUCCAGGGACAACAGCAGCCUCGUUUGUUACUGUUUCCAACAACAGUGAACAAAUUUUAACACAUGACGAAAAGAUAUGUCGUUCUGAAUCUCUGUGGUUAUUAGAAACAACUCGGCAUGAAUACAAUUAUAAUUUAAAUGAUAAUAUGUCGGAAUUAUAUCCAGGCAAUGUUUCCGACAGUAACAUAGCGCGAGACUUCACAAUGAUAUCAAGAAAAUUAUCGUAUGUUAUAUCUCACAGUAUUGGUCAAUAUUUCACAGGACAACUGGUAAAACAUGUAAAAAAUGCACAAGGAUACACACCGAUUUUCGAUGAAACAGUAAUCGUUGGCAUGAAAAAACAACUGGAUCUACAUCAGAAGAAAGCAAUGCCAUAG